Sphaeroforma arctica JP610 is the source of this 1725-nucleotide messenger RNA. RefSeq lists its product as hypothetical. The annotation marks the transcript as partial. Lineage: Eukaryota; Ichthyosporea; Ichthyophonida. The record is from RefSeq and is a predicted model, not a curated record. The transcript is spliced from 5 exons.
AAAAAGGAGACUUAAAAUAAUACGGAAGCACAUGCGAACAAUGAAACGGGUUUUUUAAAUUCGGUUAGGCUCUGUAGUCAAGAGUGCACUAAAAUAAUACAAAUCGCAAUACAACUGCAGCAGUCGGAUAAAUACAUUGAACUACUACUGUAUGAAGCAUUUACAUACUGUACAUCAACAUUAACCAUCACUCUCAGUUGAAAUUUAUAACCGCAAAGGAUGAAGCUCAUCUCAACCGCAUGCGCGUGCCUAGUGCUCUCUGUAGCCCAGAAUGUAUUCGCACAAACGGAGAGCAUAGCGGACACCGAUGUUCCUGAAUCCACAGAAAGUGCAGUUGAAGCCGGGAUUGACGAAAUUGCAAAUGUCUCCGAUGAUAUACCGUGUUUGACUAUAGCUCAACUCUUGGACGAGCCCACCCUUAGUACCCUCAAAGCGGCAGUGGAAGCUGCCAACCUCACAAAUGUGCUAGAUGCCAUCGAGCCAGGGGUCCAAUACACAGUGUUCGCGCCUACUGACACCGCCUUCAACAAUACACCUGAGGGGACAGUAGAGUUCCUGGUAUCUCCCGAAGGAGCUGAGGAUCUGCUUGACCUGUUGCUAUACCACACGCUGCAGGGCGUGGAUCUGAGUUUUGAUGUAAAGAACUCCACCGCCGAAAUGUUGAACGGCCAGAACAUCACAGUCGCCGUCGCCGAUAACCGUACCGUCACCAUCAACGACGACGCCCACAUUGUCCAGGCAGAUAUCUCGGCGUGCAACGGCGUAGUGCAUAUCAUUGACUCUGUUCUCACCCCUCCAGAACGAAUGGAGGAGGAGAGUGAGUCUAUGGAACCCUCGGCAUCGGCCGAAGCGGAUGACACUGAAGAGGUCUCCGAGUCCAAUGCCGAAGAAGAAGUGGAGGAGGAAGAAGGUGGCAAGACAUGCAACACACUUGCAGACUUUCUGGACCUUCCCUCACUCUCUACGCUUAAGUUGGCUGUAACAACAGCAAACCUCACCUCGCAACUCACCGCCCUCGAGCCUGGAGUCAAGUACACCAUGUUCGCACCCACAGACGCGGCUUUCGGAGAACUCUCGGACGAGACACUCGAGUACUUGAUGUCCGCUGAGGGUGCGGAGGACCUUGUUGACGCGCUGCUAUACCACGUGGCCAAGGGUGUGGGCUUGUACGACGAAGUGCUGGCUGCGAUGCAAUCUGCUGGAAGCGGGGAUGUGGUGCUUCCAGUGCUAAACGGUCAGAACGUAACUGUGGCCUUAGAGGAUGACGAAAUCACAAUCAACGGAGCUAGCAUUGUCACGCGUGAUCUUGUCACAUGCAACGGAGUGCUGCACAUUAUUGAUACUGUACUUAUGUCGGAGGAAUCGGAGGUAGACGCAGAGCAGGAGACAGGUGUGAUAGCCGGAGAGCAGGUGGACGGCGUGGAUGUCGAGGGAGACGCAGAGCAGGUGGACGGAGUGGAUGUAGACGAGGGAGAAAAUCCAGAGCAGGUGGACGGAUUAGAGGUAGACGAGGGAGAGGACACACAGCAGGCAGACGAAGAGCAGGCAAAUGAAGGAGAUGACACAGAACAGGUAGACGGAGUGGAUGUAGACGAGGGAGAUGACACAGAGCAGGUGGAUGUAGACGAGGGAGAUGACACAGAGCAGGUAGACGGAGUGGAUGUAGAGGAGGGAGAUGACACAGAGCAGGUGGACGGAGUGGAUGUAGACGAGGGAGAUGACACA